Molecule: messenger RNA, 585 nt
Organism: Lucilia cuprina (Australian sheep blowfly)
Lineage: Eukaryota; Metazoa; Arthropoda; Insecta; Diptera; Calliphoridae
Exons: 1
Coding region: 124-474 (116 amino acids)
Source: RefSeq, a predicted model, not a curated record
AAAACUGGCAGCAUACCGAACAGAACAUAUAAUAUAAAAAAAGUUCAUUGCUCAUAGAAUUUUAAAUAGGAAAACAAACUUAAAAAUUUAAGACGUACAUGUUUUUAAACCACAGUCCAAAAAAUGCAAAUUUUACAUAUUGUCUUUGUCUUUUUAAUAUUUUCGAGUGCAAUUUGUGUUAAUAGUUCGCAAAUUUUUCGAAAAUUAUUUGGUGAAGUUUUAGUACCACAACAGCAGCGUUAUUAUAAUGCACAUUCAUAUCAGUAUCCUGUGUCGUCGUCAACUUAUCAACAAUAUCCACAAAAUACGAAUGGUUAUUAUUAUCAGCCACCACCACCACCACCAGCCAGAAGACAUCAUACUAGACAACGUCAAAGUCCAGUAAGACAAGAGAAAUCCUAUAAAGAUAUAUGUCAUAUGGUUCAUAAUGAUGGCUUUACGAAUCCAGGAAAUGUACCCAGAUGUCCGUAUUAGUGUAGAUUUAUUAUAUUUCUAUAAAUCAGUGACAAUUGAAGGGCUUAAUUAUGUAUUUUUUCUAAAUCAAAUAAAUUUCUACAUUUAGAUAUUUUAAAAUAUUUAUUUUAA